AAAUCAAUUUGGCAGUUAUCUCGGGUAAUGGCUCAGCAAGUGUGAAGAGGUGGCGCAGCUCUCAAGAAACGAUCAUUUUUCUAGUCUUCUCACUAUACAUAUAGAUUGAAAUUGUAUCUAUACCCGGAGAGAGAGAGAAAGAGAAGGUGGCGUGCAGCAGAAAAUGGGGAGAGCGUUCGUGUACGUGAUAAUCGGAGGAGGCGUCGCAGCUGGCUACGCCGCCCAUGAAUUCGUCCAGGCAGGCGUCUCCUCCGGUGAACUCUGCAUCAUCUCCGAAGAGCCUGUUGCACCCUAUGAAAGGCCUGCAUUGAGCAAAGGUUACUUACUCCCUGAAGCUCCUGCACGCCUACCUUCAUUUCACUGUUGUGUAGGUACCAAUGGGGAAAGAUUGGCUCCAAAAUGGUACAAUGAAAAUGGUAUUGAGCUAAUUCUGGGAACUAGAGUUAAGUCUGCUGAUGUAAGACGGAAGACACUGCUUACUGCAACAGGAGAAACAAUUAGCUACAAGUAUCUCAUUGUUGCAACAGGUGCUCGGGUACUGAAGCUAUUCUGUUUUUAUAUCCUGGCCUUGAAGCUCGAAGAGUUUGGGGUAAAUACUUUAGAUGCACCUAAUGUGUGUUAUUUACGAGAUGUGGCUGAUGCGGACAGACUUGUAGAUGUGAUGCAAUCUCGCAGUGGUGGACAGGCUGUUGUUAUUGGUGGGGGCUAUAUUGGAAUGGAAUGUGCUGCAUCUUUGGUGAUAAACAACUUAAAUGUGACUAUGGUCUUUCCAGAGGCACAGUGUAUGGCCCGUUUAUUCACCCCCAAGAUUGCGGCUUUCUAUGAAGAAUUUUAUCAGUCCAAAGGGGUGAAGUUUGUCAAAGGAACUGUCUUGACAUCAUUCGAUUUUAACUCUGAUGGGAAGGUCUGCGCUGUUAAUCUUCGAGAUGGAAGCAAGCUUCCUGCAGAUAUGGUUGUGGUCGGGAUAGGGAUUCGACCAAACACAAGUCUGUUUGAAGGCCAAUUAACAAUGGAAAAAGGGGGAAUCAAGGUGAAUGGCAAAAUGCAAUCGAGCAACAGCUCAGUCUAUGCAAUUGGGGAUGUAGCUGCUUUUCCAGUCAAAAUAGUCGGUGAAACGCGCAGGCUCGAGCACGUUGACUCUUCACGGAGGGCAGCAAGGCACGUUGUUUCAGCCAUCAUCGUACCUGAAAAGACGGGCGAAUUUGACUAUCUACCCUUCUUCUACUCGAGGGUCUUCACUCUGUCCUGGCAGUUUUAUGGCGACAAUGCAGGCGAAGUUGUCCAUUUCGGAGACUUCAGUGGAAACACUUUUGGAGCGUACUGGAUGAACAAAGGCCAUUUGGUCGGAUCUUUCCUCGAGGGUGGAACGAAGGAACAGUACGAGGCGUUAGCCCAGGCCACGAGGCUGAAACCAAAAAUCGAAGACUUGGCUGAGCUCGAGAGCCAAGGGUUGGAAUAUGCCUUUAACGUAAUCCAGAAACCUCCGUCUCCGCGCCCAGCAGAAGUGGGUGGUGGCUCCACUCUCGUCCUCGACAAACCACUGCACGUCUGGCAUGCUACCACGGGAGUUAUCGUUGCUGCGUCCGUGGCGGCCUUUGCAUACUGGUACGGAAGAAAGCGCAAGAGGUGGUGAAAAUAUGGCCUUGUACUUCUUUGAAGAUUCAUUAUUGUAUAAUGCACUUCACCUGUUGUAGCAUUUUGUAUGUCAAGAGAAAAAGCUGAAUACUCUCUGUGCAAUUUACUCUCAUUUGGAAAAGGGCGAAAGUGUUAAAUCCUUAA
This is a messenger RNA of Salvia hispanica, 1779 nucleotides long. NCBI's taxonomy places the organism in Eukaryota, Viridiplantae, Streptophyta, Magnoliopsida, Lamiales, Lamiaceae. The record is from RefSeq and is a predicted model, not a curated record.